Molecule: messenger RNA, 716 nt
Organism: Electrophorus electricus (electric eel)
Lineage: Eukaryota; Metazoa; Chordata; Actinopteri; Gymnotiformes; Gymnotidae
Gene: ndufb2
Product: NADH:ubiquinone oxidoreductase subunit B2
Biological process (GO): mitochondrial respiratory chain complex I assembly
Cellular component (GO): respiratory chain complex I; mitochondrial inner membrane
Source: RefSeq, a predicted model, not a curated record
CUUACUGGUAGGUGGGGCGCUGGAAAGGUGACAUUCGCGAUAAAACUGUUUCCAAGCUGUCGGACAGUGCGCUUUAUUAACAAUGUCGUCCAUUGGGAGGAGAGUGGGCAUCUUCCGAGCUGGAGUCCAGUUCCUUAGACGCAGACCCAGCCAGGUUUUCGUCCGAAAGGCAGGGGGAGGUGAACCCCACAUCGUUGCUCAGUACAGGCAGCCACCCCAGAUCACAAAGAACCAGAAGUUCCAGUCAGAGCUGCUCAGCGGGGCCAUGUGGUUCUGGAUUCUGUGGCACAUGUGGCAUGACUUAGAUGCCGUACUGGGUCAUUUCCCUUGGCCAGAUACCUCAGCAUGGACAGAUGAGGAGUUGGGAAUUCCUCCUGACAAUGAGUAAUGUGGUGUUUAGUUUAAUGUGUACAUUGUCACAUGUGCAUGGAUCUUGAAAGCAGGUUCCCCUAAACUUUCCUCCUUAGGACCUGAGCGUUCAUGAUGUACUGAGACUCAUCCGGUCUGGUUUAUUAAAAGCUGAGGAACGACGUAGACAUCUGCCAAGGAUAAGGACUGAACAAACAGAACAUUUGAUGCCCUUUUUGAUUCACAUCUAGCAACCUGUUUUAUUUGUCACUUAAUAUAUGGUCAGAAUGUAUGUAAAAACAUCUAUGAAACUUGUGAAUUAUUUUUUUCUUUGCAAAUUUAAUACAUUAAAUUUGCACUGCAGAAUA